AUGAUCCUGACCAAUUUGCAUGAGACCGCUAAGGCCUACCUCGCGUUAGGCCACCCAGGACGCCGGACUCAUUGCCGGCCUACUGCUGCUACCACUGCCUAUGGUGUUGACAAGAAGGUCGAGGGUAAGCGCAACGUCCCGAUCUUCGAUCUUGGCGGCGGCACCUUCGGCGUGUCUCUCCUCACCACUGAGGAGGGUAUCUUCGACGUCAAGCCCGCUACUAGUGACACUCACCUUCGUGGUGAGGAUUUCGACAAUUGUCUCAUCAACCACUUCGUCAACGAGUUCAAGUGGAAGCAGCUCGACAUUUGCUCAAAGCUGCAAGCAGCCUGA
This is a messenger RNA of Penicillium antarcticum, 333 nucleotides long. RefSeq lists its product as uncharacterized. Gene Ontology annotation, cellular component: nucleus; plasma membrane; cytoplasm. The transcript has 3 exons. The record is from RefSeq and is a predicted model, not a curated record. Bases 1 to 333 code for a protein of 110 amino acids. Gene Ontology annotation, biological process: protein refolding; vesicle-mediated transport; cellular response to unfolded protein. Gene Ontology annotation, molecular function: misfolded protein binding; ATP binding; ATP-dependent protein folding chaperone. Lineage: Eukaryota; Fungi; Ascomycota; Eurotiomycetes; Eurotiales; Aspergillaceae.